Messenger RNA from Lodderomyces beijingensis, 1077 nucleotides. Lineage: Eukaryota; Fungi; Ascomycota; Pichiomycetes; Serinales; Debaryomycetaceae. The record is from the annotation of a GenBank genome assembly.
AUGCCUUUCACAUCAAGUAAACUCACAUACAAAGCGUACGCCUACAAAAACGGCAACUACCCCAUCGAACUAAUCGAUGAAACCAUCGACCUCGUCAAGGACCCCCAGGGCACCUACGUUGCUCCACCAGGUAAGAUCCUCCUUAAAAUCAACUAUGCCGCAUUGAACCCAGUAGACUACAAGUUGUACCACAUCAAGCCUUCAAUCUUGCGUUUUUACAACUGCAAGCAAGGAUUUGGCCGUGAUUUUAGCGGUGAAGUCGUUUCCAUCGGUAAAAACACCAGCACCAGCGUCAACGUGGGCGAUUUCGUCCAGGGGAUAUACACACCUAUACUAGACAAGGGUUCAUGUGCCCAAUACUUGUUGGUGGACCCCAAACAUUGUCCCGUCACGACCAAGCCCACCAAUAUCAGUUUGGCUCAAGCUGCCGCAUGGCCUUUGGUUUUGGGUACCGCGAUGCAAUUGGGUAAAGGAUUAGACUAUAAGGAUAGCAAAGUGUUGGUGUUGGGCGCUGGUACUUCUGUGGGUAGAUAUGUGGUGCAGUUGGCCAAGCUCGGUGGGGCUAGAGAAGUCGUCACGACCAACUCCGCGAGAAAUAAAGACUUGAUUUCCGAGCUAGGUGCUACUGAGCAAAUCGACUAUAGACAACAUCCAAAUUUCUUGAAUCCUGUGUUGGAAAAUGUCAAGAAUAGCGGCAAGUUCAAUUUCAUCAUCGAUUGUUUCGGUGGUACUCACUUGUUUCCCGAGAUUAACCACAUUUUGGUCAAAAAUGGUGCUUACCAUACUAUCGUGGGGGACUCACCGGGCCACGGGUUGGAUGCCAUGCUUGGUGGGGUCAAGACCAUCUCCAGAAUGGCUUUUUCGAAAUAUGGUCUUCUUAAUUACAACUACGAGUUGAGGUUUUUGGACAAUAACAGCGGAUGGAUCAAUGCUGCCAGAGAGCUCAUUCAAGAAGGCAAAGUCAAGAUUUUUAUCGACAAGAUCUACCCUUUUGAUGAAUUGAAGCAGGCUAUAGAACGUUUAGAAAGUGGCAAAGCUGAGGGAAAAGUCGUUGUUGAAGUGGCUAGAUCAGAAUAG